This is a messenger RNA of Caenorhabditis elegans, 1050 nucleotides long. RefSeq names its product Serpentine Receptor, class H (gene sri-17). Lineage: Eukaryota; Metazoa; Nematoda; Chromadorea; Rhabditida; Rhabditidae. The record is from RefSeq and is marked reviewed. The transcript is spliced from 7 exons. Bases 1 to 1050 code for a protein of 349 amino acids.
AUGCCUGCAGGACCACCAUGUCCGUCGGAAAUACCUACAUAUUAUCCAUUAACCCUACAUAUAAUUGCUGGUAUUUCAAUUCCAAUUAAUUUUAUCGGGUUCUAUUUAGUUUGGUUUCAAUCUCCAAAAAUGCUUGGCUAUAAAUAUUGCCUUUGCUAUUUACAGUUCGCAAGUUUUCUGACAGAAAUGCACAUGUCCUUCAUCUGCCCCGGCUAUUAUUUCUUCCCACUGACUGGCGGUUUCAAUACAGGCGGACAAUUUAUAAGUUCACAUCUUAGUAUUACAAUUUACACUUUUAUUUUCUCAUUUGAAGUUCCUUCAACACUUUUAUGCUUUAUUUAUAGACAUACUUCGUCUCAGAAUAUUAGUAAAAAGACAAAUCCAUCGUCAAAAUCAAAGUUAUAUUUGGAAAAGGCAUCGUUAAUUUUAACUCAUUUAUUCCCAUUUUCAUCUGCAUUUUGCAUGUGGAAUUCUAAAAUUACCAGCCGACAAAAACAGAAUUUUGUUAAAAAUAACUGGCCGCAAUGCUCCAGUUGGCUAGAGCUUGAAGCUUUUGAAGUCUAUAAUUACGAGUCUAAUCAAUGGCUGGCAGCUCUCGGAGCUGUGGUUUUUGGAACUAUUUUGCUAUCCUACUCGUACGCAAUGACACUUGGCAUCCACACUAUGACUAUUCUACGAAAAGUUCGAAAAUCCAUGUCUCGUCAGACAUAUCAAAUGCACAAAAAUGCACUUUUCAGCUUAGUUAUGCAAAUUGUGAUUCCGGGGGUGUUUAUUAUAGUGCCAUUGAGUAUUUGUAUGUUUGUGAUUAUAACAGAGGAAGUUUCGUUGCAAGAACUAGCCACUGACACAAUGUUCCUCGUCGGCUCUCACUCGAUGUGCUCCAGUGCAGUCAUGAUAUUAAGCAAUCCCAAAUAUCGAUGUGUCCUGAAGACUAAAAUUCUCAAGUUCGUGGGACUCAGUGUGCAAAGCAAGAUAUAUCCGAGCUCGGUGAGACCGAGUCCGGGGUUGAGCCCGAGAUUGAGUAUUUCGAGAUUUCCGUCGAUAAGUUGA